Molecule: messenger RNA, 1347 nt
Organism: Penaeus vannamei (Pacific white shrimp)
Lineage: Eukaryota; Metazoa; Arthropoda; Malacostraca; Decapoda; Penaeidae
Biological process (GO): proteolysis
Molecular function (GO): cysteine-type endopeptidase activity; protein binding
Source: RefSeq, a predicted model, not a curated record
ACAGCAAACUGCAUCUCUGCAGAUGAGGAACAGCAAACUGCAUUCUCUGCAGAUGCUAAAAAUGAAAAACCUAAAACUGCGGUUUUCAGAAGUCCGUCAUCAACAACACUGAAUUCUCAGACACCAGCAAAGGACUAUUUUGGUAGGGAUGACAAAUGUUCAAUUUGUGGAAAAAGUAACUGUCCUUUAGAUCCCAAAAGGACUUCGAAAAUGUCCUCUAUGUCUUUGCCCCCAAAAUCACUUGCUAGAAAGAGGAAAUCUUCAGUGAAGUCAAAGUUAUCGAAAGUUAAUGUCAAGAAGAUGAAGAGAAUAAACACUCCAUCCAAAAUCUGCAUUAAUACCAGAAGUGUAACAAGUAAAUUAGUUAAACGCAUCGCUAACCAUUCAUCACUUCACAUCUUUAAGUUAAAGGCUGAGCUCUUCAAGGCAGUGGAAAAUGGAGACUUGGCAAGAAUGCAGGAACUGAUUCAAGACACAGGAGCAGCUGUGAGGAGAAGCAAGACCAGAUGCACACUCCUUCAUGCUGCAGCGUCUCACAACCAAGCGGAUGUGGUGGUGUUUCUGCUGAAAUUGAUCAGUCCCAAUAUUACCAACAAGGAGGGACAGACUCCAGCUCACGUGGCCGCUGAAAAGGGUCACACGCAAGUGCUGAAACUUUUAAUGAGUGACCCUGACUUCGAUGCCGACAAACGGGAUAAUCGCCAGAACUCAGUAAAAUCGCUGCUUGGUAGCCACUUGUUCAAGGCAGUUUUGGAAGGAAGCAAGAGAGAAGCAGAAAGACUGUUGGCAGUUGGUGCAGACCCAGACAGUCACGGCGGAAAGCUGGUGGAUGGACUGUUGGCACGAGAGCUUGGAGUGACAACGCCUCGCCUGCUGGCCAAUGCCCUGAACAUGGAUUCGAUUGCGGCAAUGUUUGCUAAGAAAACAAGAAAUGUCAACAAAGAAACUGUUCUCACAAGUUCAUCGACAUCAGCAGUUUUAAACGCAUCAGAACUUAAAGUCUCUACACGACAGUUCAAUGUGAGACAGGCAACAACUAUUCAAGGAGGUGCUGAUGUGUACAAGAUGGACAAGGAGGCACGAGGCUUCGUUCGCUUCUUUAACUUCAGUUGUUUCAAGGACAGAUCCGACCUGAACCUUCAGCAACUCGACUACGAUGCUCGCAUAAUGUCAGAUGUAUUUGAUAAGAUGGGAUACAUGUGUGAAACACGCUCGUCACUCACGGCUCAGCAGACUAAGGAAGUUCUGAAUAUUAGGAACGCAGAUGUGCUGACGGACGGACGUCGGAUGUGCUAUAUUUGUCAUAUCUGGCUAUGGUGUAAAUGGCGGAAAGAUUCUUACAUCUGA